UCUGCCUGCCUGUCUGCCUGCCUGCCUGCCUGCCUGCCUGCCUGUCUGCCUGUCUGUCUGUCUGUCUGUCUGUGUGCCUGUGUGGAGCGGGCACUGGAGCCCCGCGCACCGCCUCUGCGCUCUGCAGCCGCGCCCGCCCGGCGCACCCCCAGCCCCGCCCGCUCCUCCCCAGAUCCGCUGCUAGUGGGAGGGCAAAGGGCUGCCUGCAACAUACCGCCCGUCGACCCCCAGAGCUCCCCGGGACGGUGGGGGCGCACUCCGCAGCGGCCGGGGACACUGGGACCCGAGAGAGAGGAGCCGGGGUCGCCACAGCCGCAGGUAACCAGCGCGGAGCCAGCCCGGGUCCUCGCCCUGGAGGCGCAGCAGAGCAGAGGCUCCCAGCCGGGCGCGGGGGCUUGGAGAGGAGCGGGGGCUUCAGCCGUCUUUUCCGCGCCGACUUUGAAGAAGUUUAUUUAGACAAUGAAGACAAUUGCCUCCUGGGUGGCUAUAGACCAUCCUUUCUGCAAGUCCUGAUCAAGUGAUACAAAUGUAAUGCAAUGGUGACAUAAACUGUUCAUUGUGACUGGGAACGUAGCUGAAACACCAUCGUCUCUUUUUGCAUUCUUUACUUUUUCUUUUCCUUUAUUAUUAUUUUUUUAUGGUGCUUCUUUUGGAACAGUCCGAGGAAAACACAGACAGACGUGAGUUUUAUCAUGAAGCUUCACAGACACUUUCAAAGGACGGUGAUCCUGCUUGCCACAUUUUGCAUGGUCAGCAUUAUUAUCUCGGCCUACUACCUAUACAGUGGCUACAAACAGGAAAACGAACUGUCUGAGCUGGCUUCAGAAGUGGACUGUGGGGACUUCCCACAUCUGCCAUACAGGCUGAUGGAAGUGAAGUCCACCAAGCUUUCUGACGCCUUCAGGACAGACUCCAUAGUCCUGGUGUUUGUGGAGAGCCAGUACUCAUCUCUCGGCCAAGACAUCAUUAUGGUUCUAGAAUCAAGCAGAUUCCAUUAUCAUGUUGAAAUUGCUCCUGGAAAGGGGGAUCUCCCGGCACUCACAGAAAAAUCGAGAGGCAAAUAUAUUCUCAUCAUUUAUGAGAAUAUUUUAAAGUAUGUAAACAUGGACUCUUGGAACCGAAGCCUUUUAGAUAAAUACUGUGUGGAAUAUGGUGUAGGUGUCAUCGGAUUCCACAAAGCCAGUGAGAAAAGCCUCCAGAGCUUUCAACUGAAAGGCUUUCCUAUCACCGUCUACGGAAACCUUGCCAUCAAAGACUGCUGUAUUAAUCCUCAUUCUCCAUUGCUUCAUGUGACCAAAUCUUCUAAGCUUGAAAAAGGUUCUUUACCUGGAACUGACUGGACAGUUUUCCAGAUUAAUCACUCUGCCUACCAACCAGUAAUCUUUGCCAAAGUCAAAGCCCCAGAAAACCUUUCUCCUCCCAUCACUAAAGGUGCUUUUUAUGCCACUGUCAUACAUGACCUGGGCCUUCAUGAUGGAAUUCAAAGAGUUCUUUUUGGCAACAACUUGAAUUUUUGGCUGCACAAGCUGAUCUUCAUAGACGCUGUUUCUUUCUUGUCGAGGAAGAGGCUAACGUUGUCCUUGGACAGGUACAUCCUUGUGGAUAUUGACGAUAUUUUUGUGGGAAAGGAGGGAACCAGGAUGAACACCAAUGAUGUUAAGGCCCUGCUUGAUACUCAGACUCUUUUGCGAGCACAAAUUACAAACUUUACUUUCAACCUGGGAUUUUCAGGGAAAUUUUACCACACAGGAACUGAAGAGGAAGAUGAGGGGGAUGACCGUCUUUUGGGGUCCGUGGAGGAGUUCUGGUGGUUCCCUCACAUGUGGAGCCACAUGCAGCCCCACCUCUUCCACAACGAGUCGUCUUUGGUGGAGCAGAUGAUUCUUAACAAAAAAUUUGCCUUAGAGCAUGGCAUUCCUACUGACAUGGGCUACGCGGUGGCCCCUCAUCAUUCGGGAGUUUACCCUGUACACGUUCAGCUUUAUGAGGCCUGGAAGAAGGUUUGGAACAUUAGAAUCACCAGCACCGAAGAAUAUCCACAUCUGAAACCAGCUAGAUACCGGAGGGGCUUCAUUCACAAAAACAUCAUGGUUCUUCCAAGGCAAACCUGUGGACUUUUCACUCACACAAUUUUCUAUAAAGAAUACCCUGGAGGUCCCAAAGAACUGGACAAAAGUAUCCAAGGAGGGGAACUGUUCUUCACUAUGGUCCUCAAUCCAAUAAGCAUUUUCAUGACCCACUUGUCCAACUAUGGCAACGACCGUCUGGGAUUAUACACGUUCGUUAACCUGGCCAACUUCGUGCAGAGCUGGACCAAUUUGCGACUUCAGACCCUGCCUCCAAUGCAGCUGGCUCGCAAGUAUUUUGAGCUAUUUCCUGAUCAAAAAGACCCGCUCUGGCAGAAUCCUUGUGAUGACAAACGUCACAGAGACAUUUGGUCUAAAGAAAAAACCUGUGAUCGUUUACCAAAAUUCUUGGUAAUAGGACCCCAAAAAACCGGUACCACUGCUUUGUAUUUGUUCCUGGUUAUGCAUCCUUCCAUCCUUAGUAACUCCCCCAGCCCAAAAACCUUUGAGGAGGUACAGUUCUUUAAUAGAAAUAACUACCACAGGGGGAUUGAUUGGUAUAUGGAUUUCUUUCCAGUUCCAUCUAAUGUCACCACUGAUUUUCUGUUUGAGAAGAGUGCCAAUUACUUCCACUCAGAGGAAGCCCCAAAAAGAGCAGCUUCUCUGGUCCCCAAAGCUAAGAUCAUUACCAUCCUUAUAGACCCAUCAGACCGAGCAUACUCCUGGUACCAGCAUCAGCGAUCACAUGAAGACCCUGCAGCUCUGAAGUUUAGCUUCUAUGAAGUGAUCUCGGCUGGGUCCCGUGCCCCCUCUGAGCUCCGAGUAUUACAGAAGAGAUGUCUGGUCCCAGGGUGGUAUGCCAGCCACAUCGAGAGAUGGCUUGUUUAUUUCCCGCCCGUUCAGUUGCUAAUUAUCGAUGGACAACAGCUAAGAAUUGAUCCUGCUACCGUGAUGGGUGAAGUCCAGAAGUUUCUAGGAGUCUCUCCUCAUUAUAAUUACUCAGAGGCUUUAACAUUUGAUUCUCAUAAAGGUUUCUGGUGCCAGUUACUGGAAGAAGGUAAAACCAAAUGCCUUGGAAAGAGCAAAGGAAGAAAAUACCCCCCAAUGGAUCCUGAUAGCAGGGCAUUUCUGUCCAGCUACUACCGUGAUCACAACGUGGAGCUCUCCAAGCUGCUGCACAGACUGGGACAGCCUCUGCCAUCCUGGCUGAGACAGGAGCUGCAGAAAGUGAGAUAGCGCCAGGCAAAACUUGCCCGAGAAUAAUCCACCUUCCACGGAACACCCACCUGUCCCAAAGCUUCCAGAAGCUGCCAAAAAGUUGUUUUAAAAUAUACCUCUUUGGGAAAAAAAAAAAAAAAAAGAAGAAGAAGAAGAAGAACAAAGUUCCUUCCAUGUGCUGGCAUGUGGAUGUACAGAUAAAAAAAAAAAAAAAGUAUUGAGACCUGUGGCCUUUCUCUUAACCGGUGUCUGAGCCUGUGGCCUUGUUGUGAACUGCUGUGUCCUCGCGUGGAAGCCAACAUCCGCUAAUAGAAACAUCAAGCACGAAUGCAGAACUGAUCCAUUUCAUUGUAGUCGUGACACUUUUCUAUAUCCACUAAGAUUGUGUCUCUGUAGGUUUUUAGACCUCUGUCUGCCUGUACAAUGUUUUUUUAUAUAUAUAUAUUUUUUUGUAAUUUUAUCUUCCCUUUUGUUGCCCUUGUCUUUUGUUGUUGUUGUUGUUGUAGUUAUUGUUGUUGUAGUUGAUGUCGUCGUUGUUGGAUAGGACAGAGAGAAAUGGAGAGAGGAGGGGAAGACAGGGAGGAGGAGAGAAAGAAAGUCGCCUGUGAAGCGACUCCCCUGCAGGUGGGGAGCCGGGGGCUCGAACCAGGAUCCUCAUGCCGGCGCUUAGCGCCACCUGCGCUUAACCCGCGGCGCUACCGCCCGGCUCCCCUGUACAAUGUUUUUCUAUUCUUUGAUUCUAGAAAGUGUCCUACAAAAUAAAAAUAAAUAAAUAAAUAAUCCCAAUGUAGCAUAACAUGCCAAAGGCAUAGUGCCCAUUAAAAAAAAAAAAAAAAAAACUUGCCAAAACAUAAAUACACUGAAGUAUUUAGGAAGCGUAAUGUAUAAUCUGUGCUAGGUCAGAGAGUAAAAAAGUUACAUCUAAGCUUGAUCUGCAUCCAAAAAAAAAAUGUGUUUGAGCAAAAAAAAAAGAAAGAAAGAAAGAAAGAAAAAAAGGGAGGGAAUGGGGCUCAUACAUGUAGUGCAUUUAUGUAGAAAAUAUAUAGGGGGUGGGGCGGCAGCACAGUGAAGGAGAUAAGCACAGCUGGCACAAAGCUCAGUAUAAGGACCCCCACCUGUGGGGGGAGGGGGGGUCACUUCACAGCCGGUGAAGCAGGUCUGCAGGUGUCUGUCUUUCUCUCCCCCUCUCUGUCUUCCCCAACAUCAACGGCAACAGUAAUAAUAACGACAACAAGGGCAACAAAAUGGGGAAAAAUGGCCUCCAGGAGCAGUGGAUUCGUGCUGCAGGCACUGAGCCCCAGCGAUAAACCUGGAGGCAAAAAAAAAAAAAAAGAAAAUUGUAACUCCUUGAUCAUAACUUAACUGCUGUGCUGAAAUAUCUACUCUAAAAGAUGGCAAGUAAAAACACACAUAAAGAGCACUGACCAAAUCUUCUAAAAAGGAGAAACUGUAAGGCCUGAAGUUGUACUGGCGACACCUUAUGUACCCUUCCUGUAAGCUAUCUACUCCAGCAGCCCUCACUACUUCCAAAGAAACUCUUACACGGGAUAGGAGGUCUGUGUCAUCUCCAGAAACAGGCUGGUUUUAAAAGACGAAUGACUUUUCAAAAAAAAAAAAAAAAAAAAAAGGCCCUUGAAAACUGAGGACAGUUUCUCUAGAUGAUGUAUUAGGUUAUUUAAAUUUAAACUAUAGAAACCUGCAUUUUUUUUCCCAGAUAGUUCAAAAUGAAAUGGCAUAAUGUAGAGAUUUAUAACAAAAAGAAUUAAUAUAUGACUUUUAACCUGAUAUUUGUGAUGAUACCUUUAAUACAAGAAAAAAAUCAUAAUAAGUAGGGUUAAGUCCCUCUUUUGGAGACUAUUUCAUAUACAGCUGUCGUGAACAUUGUUAAACAUGUGGAUUACCUGCUAAAUUAAAUGGGAGAAGUAUCGACAUAUGCUAGGAGUCACUCUUAAAAUAUAUCUACACUUAAAGAUUAAUAAAGUAUGCAUAGAAGAAUUCAAACUUUUUUCCUGUGUUUAUAAUUUAUGUAACUUUCAAACGUACACACAAAAUGGUUUAAGUAGCAGAUCAAUUUGCUCUUACAACUACAUAGCUAUUGCACAACAGUACUAAAAUUUUUGAAGUUGUAUAAUCCCAACGUGAAGUAAUAGAGUCUUUCAUCCUCAUUAACUAAAAAAAAAAUUUUUUUUUAAUCUGGCUGAGGGUUAAACACAGCGAGUGUAGACCCAUCUGUUACAUAGUGUUCAGUAUGCCAUGUUUUUAUCUUGAUAGUCAUAUUUCUACUGGUUACAAAAAAAAAAGAGGAACUGAUACAUUAUGUUUGAAUGAUGAGAUGUGAAUUUACAUUUCCAAACAAAGCUGUUAAUGGCCUCACUUUAUAAAAAGUGAAUCAACUCAACAGCUCAGUUUUUUAAAUAAGUACUAAGCAUAUUGAAUGUUAGUAGAGUGAAGGAGGAAAAAGAAGAGAGCCCAGCAGCAUAAAUUUGUUCAGAGAACAGGCAUGAUGCUACCUAGAGCAGCAAACUUUUGAAAGAACUUUUGAUCAGUUCAUUUAUCUGGGAGACACUCCCCCAGCCGAGAGGCUACUCAAACUUUCUGUGUUAGAUUCUUCUGCUGGUAAUUGUGUUGUUCUGAAAGUUAACACACGUGAGAAAUGACUGAGAGAGAACGCAAUUUGAAAUCUUGCUUUGUAUAAAAUGCUUUUUCAUUGCUUAAAAUAUGAAACUUCCUCAGGAAGAAAUGAAAUGGUUAUUUCAAUGUUUAUAGCUAUACUAUUCUGUCAUUCACAUUGAAUGAAAAUUACUGGAAACAUUUUGUUCUCUGAGUUUUUUAAAAUAAAAAAAACCUGGCUAUAAUUCUGAUAGGAGCAUGAUACCUCAUAUGCACAAUAAACUGUGAUAAGGAAAUGAA
Erinaceus europaeus (western European hedgehog) is the source of this 6194-nucleotide messenger RNA. Its product is annotated as bifunctional heparan sulfate N-deacetylase/N-sulfotransferase 3. The transcript is spliced from 14 exons. The coding region runs from base 693 to 3302 and encodes 869 amino acids. Gene Ontology annotation, cellular component: Golgi apparatus. NCBI's taxonomy places the organism in Eukaryota, Metazoa, Chordata, Mammalia, Eulipotyphla, Erinaceidae. Gene Ontology annotation, molecular function: heparan sulfate N-sulfotransferase activity; deacetylase activity. The record is from RefSeq and is a predicted model, not a curated record.